Messenger RNA from Aspergillus calidoustus, 954 nucleotides. Lineage: Eukaryota; Fungi; Ascomycota; Eurotiomycetes; Eurotiales; Aspergillaceae. The record is from the annotation of a GenBank genome assembly.
AUGACGCCUCCUCAUCCUUCUCAGCCUCGGGAAUGGGUCUUUAUCACCACCUCCCCCACUCACCGACAUCCGGACAAAUCCCAACGUUCCAGAGCGCGACGGCGGGUCAUGCGCGAGAUCGGAUACGCCCGUCGCAAGGCGCACGCUCAAGCUGUACCUGGGGAAGAAUAUGAAACGCAGCUCAUUACGAGGGGUGCGAUUCAAAUGUCAUCUGCUCUAGCUGCUCCUGUUGUUAGCCCUGCACCUGCACUCAGCUCGCUCGCUCUGGAUCGUGAAUCGCGAUGGCUCCUUCACCAUAUGUUUUCGGACACCAACUCAAACCAGUCUCGCAUAUACAGGGACCGCUGGUAUCCAAUAUGCCUGACCAAUGCGGCUGCCUUCAACCAGAUGCUUGCUACAUACGCGACCCACGUUGCUCAGGGCCGGGUAGAAUACGAACUGAAGCCCUUCAUACUCUCAAGCCAUACAAAAGCGCUUUCAGGAGUCCGACUCUCUCUGGCCUCUUCAUCAAUGUUCGACAAGCAUAUGUUAAAUGGUGCAGUCAGCGCAAUCGCUGCUUUGGCUUGCUACUCCCAUCUCGAAGGGGAUGCACUGUCAUGGAAGCUGCAUAUUACGGCUGUUGCUCGGCUCGUUGAAGAGUCUGGACUCGCAGUCAAAGAACUAGAUCAAAAGGGUGGAAUCAAUUGGUUCCUAUGCUUUCGACGCCCGUCCAGAGCUAAGGGAUCUCAAGGCUCGAGAGCCAUAUCACAUCAGCCCACCCGACUCGACGUCUCCUUGCUUCAGCGGUAUCGAUCUUCCUCUAUCCUUGUUGUCCGCUUUCCGAGCCUUACAAGAAACCAACAAACAGCUGUCAAUGCGGCAGGCAUCCUUUGGCGAAGCUAUCUGGCAGUGCCCGAUAGAGAUCGACCAGCUGAUCCAUCCACUUACAUAUCGAUUUCUUAUGCUGGAUCCUAG